AUGAUGAUGAUGGUCGUGCCAGCCUCAUUUGCAUUAGUACAAGAAACACACGUGAUUGCACAAUGUCGGCACUGGAAGAACAAUUCAUGCAUCUUUUCACCAUUGGAUCCCGUGUGCUUUACAGGAUUAAAACUUGCACAACAAACUGUGUGUAAGGCAGAUUUAACUGUAGCAGUCAAGCAGAUUGACUGGCAAUCGUCUACUGGUGGGCGUGGAUCAGUAGACAGUCUCCUCAUCAAUGGCGUCGAAAUGCUGCCGUCCCCAGUACACCCGUCCCAAAUGUAUAUGAUAGCAAAUUAUCCUCAUUGUGAUGACAUGUUUAAUAUUUUCCCACCCUGGGGAAAUGGAAUUAUUGGACCAGAAGGACACAAGUCGAUCAUUCCAGAGAUUACCAGUGACAGCUUGUCAAUAUCAAUUCACUAUAGCUGGAACGGUCCUCACGAUGAUUUUCCCGUAUGUUCUAUGGCUGGUGUCUCCAUUGCGGGCUAUGCAGAAAUCAAUAUUUAUCUCGAGGCGCAGGAAAAUGCAGUUUGUCCAGGAUGGGAUGGCGCCUCGCACAUCGCUUGCUUCGGUAAUGGCGAUUGUGUCUGUGCUGCAAACGAUAUAAGUCCACGUAUCUGUUCAUGCGUAACCGGAUAUGCUGCUCCAGAUUGCCGCGACUGCGACAGCGGAUUUUUCGGUAAGCAAUGUAAGCAAACCUGCGAGCCGUGCCUCAACGACGGUCUUUGCGAUUCAGGCUUGCUGGGCUCAGGAAAGUGUAUGUGUCUUGAGGGGUUUAACCCAGAUACCCGGUGUGCAACGUGCUUGACCGGAUAUUUUGGAGAGAAAUGCGAGCGGUGUCCGGAUUGCAACUUUCCGCACGGAAAUUGCGAUGACGGUCUAACAGGCAGCGGUCGCUGCGCAUGUGCCGUUGGCUUUGACUCAGAUAACAACUGUAUGGAGUGUAUGAACUCUUUUUUUGGACGGACAUGCCAGCCAUGUAAACCUUGCGAUGGCGGCAAGUGCAAUUUUGGUCUUCUUGGUGAUGGAGAAUGCGUGUGUGCCGAAGGAUUUUCAUCCGAGUCACGGUGCCUUGAGUGCGAGAGGGACUUUUAUGGACCGUCGUGCACUCCAUGCCGCACAUGUAAUAACCAUGGCCACUGCAAUGACACCAAUUCUGGUGACGGAGGAUGCCUGUGCGACGAAGGUUAUACCCCUGAGAGUCGAUGCUCUCUUUGCGACGACGGCUGGGAUUUUAACCCAAUGACUAUGUCAUGCCAGUGUGCACCGCAGCAUUUUGGAGCCCAUUGUCGGUCAUGUCCAAUCUGUGCCCCGCACGGGCACUGCAACUCUGGGGUCGAUGGAGACGGGCGGUGCAUCUGCGAUGUUGGAUGGUCCGACUCAAACAACUGCGUGGGAUGCAUGAGUAGCUACUACGGCGAGACUUGCAUUUCCUGUCGCAAGUGUGGUGAAGGACGUUGUGAUGAUGGAUUGUAUGGCACGGGUAAGUGCAAUUGCCACCGCGGCUGGGACUCCCUCACAGACUGCUACGAUUGCGAAGAAGGUUUUUUUGGUGAGAAUUGCCAAGAGUGCCCGUACGACUGUGGUCAUGGUACUUGCUCCAGUGGCCUUAACGGGACUGGAGAAUGUUUGUGCCAUGAGGGUUGGAAACUCGAAGGAAAACUUCCUUGUACCAGUUGUGCCGAAGGCUACAUUGGACCAACUUGCCAAUUGUGCCCAGCGUUUAUGGAGAGUGAAAUAGCUUGCAGCGGUCAUGGUCAGUGUGUCCUAUCAGGGACGCAAGCAGUAUGUCGCUGUGAUGCUCGCUACGGCGGCGAUGGCUGUGAAUCAUAUGAUUUUCCGUUUGCAAUGGUCGCCAUUCUGGGCACCAUUGCACUCUCAACGUUAGGUUUCUGCAUGUGCACCAUGCGUCGCCUUGCCCGCCAGCCACAUGCCUUUCAGGGGCCAUUCCUGAACCGUGGAAACAGCUUCUCGCAGUCCGAGUACGUUGAGAUUUCGGAUAUGGCGGACCUAGAGUACUUUGUCUCCAACGACAGUCGCGACUGGCUCAUCCCGUUCGAUUCACUAUCACUACAGCGCGAGGUGGGUAAUGGAACAUCUGGCCAGGUUUUCCGCAGUUUGUUGCACAGUGGCGGCGGCAGCUCAGUGGUAGCUGUCAAACGACUGUACAGUCCUGUGACCGGCCAGGAAUAUUUUCAGAGCUUCUUUCGACGUGAGGUUAGCAUUUUGAGUCGUCUGCACCACCCAAAUGUCGUGCGCUUCUAUGGUGUGAGUUACUACAACCGCGUGUUGUAUAUCGUGACAGAUUUUUGUCCUAGGUCAUUGAGUGCACUCAUUGAGAAUCCAGCAGCCAAAGGCCCUUUAGAAGAAUCCGUUUUCAUGAAAGUGAUUAGCCAGAUUGUAAGCGGCAUGGGCUUCUUGCAUAGUCGUCACGUCGUACAUCGUGACCUGAAGCCUGCAAACGUGCUCAUUUCAGAGACAGACGAUAUCAACAUUUGCGAUUUCGGUCUGUCGCGGCUUAUCGAGCCGGAUGCUACAACCAUGACCGCAGAAGUUGGUACGCCAAGUUACAUGGCACCUGAGAUGGCUACCAUGGGUGGUAUCCAGUGCUCUACAAAAGGUGACGUGUAUUCGUUUGGCAUUUUGCUUUACUCCACCUGGUCUCGUAGUAAGCCCUACGGUGAUCAAGGCAUGAAUCCGUUCCAGCUGAUGACGGCAGUCGUGAAUGGUCUUCGACCGGUGAUUACGAUUAAUUGUCCGCCCGCUCUGGCACGUCUGAUGCGAUCAUGUUGGCAUGAAAACCCGGAUAUACGUCCUUCGUUUCCGGAGAUUAGCCAAAUUCUAAAGGACCAGUGGCUCCUCUCCAUGUUCGGUGAAAAUGAGGAGGAAUACUAUUACCCUGAGACCCUUGGACGUGUGCCGUCUUCGCAGCUCUUGUCGGCUUCCUCGUCCAUGUCUACAAUCGCUGCCGCAGCUUCUAGCCACCGCUGCGGCAGUAGAGAUGAUGCCAAAGCGAUAUCAUCGUCAGCGUCGCCUCACCGCAGCGGUAACUGUAAGACCUACCAAGAAGAAGAAGAAGAAGCCGCCUCCCCUCGAGAAAAUGAUCACCUUUUAAAUGAAGAAAAGCGGCCACGAUAG
Peronospora farinosa is the source of this 3138-nucleotide messenger RNA. The record is from the annotation of a GenBank genome assembly. Lineage: Eukaryota; Oomycota; Peronosporomycetes; Peronosporales; Peronosporaceae.